Messenger RNA from Botrytis cinerea B05.10, 3929 nucleotides. It is a transcript of the gene Bctfc4, whose product is annotated as Bctfc4. Gene Ontology annotation, molecular function: protein binding. The record is from RefSeq and is a predicted model, not a curated record. Gene Ontology annotation, cellular component: transcription factor TFIIIC complex. The transcript is spliced from 6 exons. NCBI's taxonomy places the organism in Eukaryota, Fungi, Ascomycota, Leotiomycetes, Helotiales, Sclerotiniaceae. Gene Ontology annotation, biological process: transcription by RNA polymerase III. The coding region runs from base 255 to 3362 and encodes 1035 amino acids.
GACUACCUUUCUAUUUCUUACAGCGCUACAUUUGAGCACCUACGGGAAGCUCUAGAUUCUAUUUCAACCAUUUCAGAUUUCUCGAGAAGAUGGGUUCCUUGAAUGCUUUUUGAGAGAGAAAUAUACACAUUCAUUACAACUUAAGCAGCUGAGGUUGCGCAUGAUAACCACAAAAGCCAAUAAAUCCUAGAUGAAAAGUCUGAGAAUUAAUACAGCCUGUGAGAGACAUCGAUAUCUUUAGAAUAUCCGACAAAAUGUCUGGUUACUCUCAUGACAUAUCACCGGCUCAUGCUUUCACUGGUCAAGGUCACCAAUACCCGGAUCCAGAAGCAAGCCAAAGUCAAAAUUUAAUAUGGCCUACUCAUGCUUCAACCCCAGCGCAAGACACCGGUGUUCAUAGCCUGGACAAUGCAAGGGCCGAAUUUGCGGCAGCAAGUACGGAGCAGAGAAACCAGAGACGAGAGCAGGUGGAGGGUGUGGAUGAUAUUCUAGAUAUGGAUUUUGGUGGUGAUUCAGAUGACUCUGAUCCUGAUUAUCGGGAAUUUGGUAAAGGGAUUCGUAAGAUGCAAAAUGAGGUGCGUCAGGCUAGACACUUGGAUAGUGAUGAUGACUCCGAUGAAGCUCCCACUGGCCGAAAGAAAGGCAAAAAGCGCGGUGCCAAGGGAGGCAGAGGUCGUAGACCGGGUAUUAGAGGUCCACGGAAAGCAGCGGAGCCAACUGGUGAUAUCAAGUUACGGUUAGGUCAAGCCAAUCAUGCAUUCUUGAAUGGGCGUUGUGAAGAAGCUAGAGAUAUAGCUGCAGAAAUUGUUCGAAUUAAUGCAGAGACUUACGAAGCAUGGACUUUACUAUCCGCUUGCUUCAAGGAAUUAGGCGAGUACAAUUCGGCUGUCAAGGCUCUGAUGGUUGCUGCGACUUGGAGGCCGAAACAUCCCGGUGCUUGGUAUGCUGCCUUGAAUUUUGCUUUGAAUGAGACGGGCGAUCUAAGAUCAGAGUUUCUUAUCUCUGCGCAAUACGCUGCUCAGCAGAUACUUAGAGCAGAUUCACAAGAUCUGGAGGCUCGGAGAAUCAAAGCUUCUCUCAUGCUUGAGCGAAGGAACCUUAGUCACGCGGCCAAAGAAUAUGAGAUUAUUCUUAAGCGUUGCCCGUUCGAUACGGAAGUUAUUCAAACAUUAGCGUCCAUUUACGUUGAUCGAGGGCAGGUAGAAGUCGCCAUGAAACUUUACACAAGAACCCUCGAUAAAUUCAAGAAAGCCGAUGUAGAAAUUGACACACCCUUUGGCUGGACAGAUGCCUAUGCAUAUGUCGAACUUUUUGGGCUGAUGGAAAAAUACACCGAAGGUAUCAAAGAGCUCAGGUCGGUAGCCCGUUGGCUAGUUGGAAGAGGUGAAGAGGAUUUUUGGGACCAAUUCGUUGAUGAUGAUCGAGAAUGGGACGAUGAUCAUAUUAGAAGAUCUGAAUGUUCCCAAUUUGAUGCCAAGACAUUUCCAUUAGACACAUAUGGUCCAGGCUUGCCCGUCGAGCUACGAGUCAAACUUGGACUAUACCGAUUAUUCCUCGGUCAUUACACAGAGGCUAUGCGUCAUUUUAGUUAUCUUAAAACCUCUGACUAUAAUGGCCAAGGUCUUAUUGAAGAAUUUCCUCACCUUUUUGAAGAAGUCGCUGAUACUUUGGCCGAAAAGGGCUAUAACAAGGAUGCUUUGGAUUACUAUUUACCAUUGGCACCAGGCGUUGGUUCCGAAGGUUCUUCGCUGCAAUUCAAGAUGGGUAAGUGCUGGCUUGGUGAAAAGUCUGACCAAGAGGCCGAACUCUGCUUUCAAAAUGCAGUACAAAUGGAGGUGGACAACAUUCCAGCAAGGAUGGAGCUCGCUAAACUUUAUGAAAGACUAAACGAAAAGGACCAGUCUUUCAUGUAUGUAAAUGAAAUCAUAGCAAUUCGACGAACACAACGUCAAAAUGAGAACCCAUCAUUUGGAACAGGAUCCUCCGACCCUGCGCCUUCUAAGAAGACACGUAGGAAACAUACAUCAUUCCCUGGCAUUCGGAGAGGACAGUCUCGUUAUGCGCCACGCAGGCUCCUUAAUCCGGCCGAAAGGAAGAAGGAAGAGGCCGCCAGAGCGGAACAUCUACAGGACCAAUAUUCUAUUAUGAAAACAGAACUUGAACAGAUGAGAGCUGGGGAUCCAACGGCAACCUACAAGUGGAUGGAGGCUGCUGAAGAUCUUAUUGAUGAUUUUCGAGCCUUCAAAACAUUUUAUCCUUGGGAUAAAUAUGUCAAAUUCUUGGGUUAUACUCACGAUGAUAAAUUUCAAGCGGAGACAAAACUGGAGACUGAUUUGACGGAGAUGGCUGAUCGAUUAUCAAAAAAACUCGGAGCCGAUGCCGAAGACAGGACUAGUGCUUCAUCUGCUAGUAUUCCAGCUGAUUAUCGGGGUAUCUCGUUCAGCUCUUGGCUAGAUAUAUUUCUCGAGUAUGCAAUAUGUCUCGCGAAGGACGGGCAUGAUCGAGAGUCAUAUGAGAUUUGCGAAUCUGCUAGGGACGCCAUUGUCUUCUAUCAUAAGCGCGAGGAUAUGUUCUUGAUUCAUGUAUGCUGGGGCACUUGUGCUUUACUCUGUAAUGACGAGGAAAUGUGUAUCAGAGUGGCGAGAUAUUUUAUGAGAGAAUAUCAAUUCACCACAGAUUCUUACAGAAUGUACGCAGCCAUUGCGAGGUUGUGUCAAUCGCCAGUCUCGUGGUAUUGUUCAGGCCCCGAACAAAAGUAUAUGCUUCGUCAAGUCAAGGCCAUGGAUUUCAAUCUCGUCGAUAAAUCUCGUCGUCAAAGAGGCUAUGCAGAGAAAGCUGGCUACACAUCGCAGGACAAGGACGGAAAACCAAUCCUUAACGAUGAUAUGGACGUCGCUCUCCUAAUGUUAUACGGCCAUAUCCUUUACUCGGGAACAAGUUAUGCCUACUCUUUAAACUAUUUCCUGAGAGCUUAUGCACUUGAUCCAAACAACGCUAUAAUAAAUCUGAACAUAGGCCUUGCUUACGUUCAUCACUCGCUCAAGAGACAAGCAGAUAACAGACAAUUCAUGAUCCUUCAAGGUCUGACGUUCCUUUUCGAUUAUUAUAACUCACGCAUACAGUCAACCAUUCUCGAGGAACGUCAGGAGGCUCAUUAUAAUUUGGCCAGAGUUUAUCAUAUGCUUGGUGUCUCGCACCUUGCGAUAAAAUACUACCUUCGUGUACUGAAAGAGGCCGACGACCAGGAGAGCUCACGAGAAGAUAUUGAAAUUGAUACUGCAUACAAUCUCAAAAUUCUUUGUAUGGUCACAGGUAAUAAGAAAUUGGCAAAUGUCAUAGCCAGGAAAUGGCUCGUAAUUUAAUCGAUUGGAUUUUCGCAAAUUCUCCGAAUGAAUGGUACGAAGCGGGCCGGGCGGAAAAGGGGCGAAUUAAAUAAUUUGAGUUUGUGCAUCCCUCUUCCGGUCCAAUUUUAUAAUCUGCACAAUGCAAUCUAACUGGAGAAUAUCAGUUUUGCAGGACAUUGAUCAAGAAGCCCGAUGCCGCAUUUAGGGCACUAUUAUAGUAGCCGCAGUGACCCUGCAUUAUAUAGAUGCGCGAAGUGGGUUAUCGGGUUGAUUGGAGAGUAUUAAACCGGCUCGCGAGUCGUGAAACCACUUACAUAUAUCAGCGCAAAACCUCCAACGGCAAUAAAUUUUAAACUUUUUUCCACAAGUUGGUGAACAGACUCAACAGAAUCUUUUUGAAAGUGCAGAUUAAUUCUCAAAACGUUGCUCAGACGUAAUAUCCGAGUCAAGCAGUGCAGUUCAUCAAUACUAUUAUAGGGCUAGGUAUCUUUUGGAUGGAAUCUUGGAUGGAAGCUUCGGCGUAUACUUCGGUUUCAUCUCCUACCGCGCUUGGUACCUGAUUCUAGAAUGCCAUUUUGAUUCCCA